AUGGCCGCCGCGGGCCCGUCCGAGGACGCGGACGAGGACGAAGACGCGAGACUAAUCCUCCUCGAUUCCUCGAUGGACGACGACGCGGCCGCGGCGUCCCUCCGAUCAGCAGACGCCGAGGCGGUCGUCCGAUCGGAGGAGGCGGACGCCCCGGACGCGCGCCUCACGCGCGCGCUCGUCGCGUCGCGAUGCCUCCCACCGGCGUUCCUCGACGACGCGGACGACGAUGACGUCGCCGCCGCGGUCGACGCGCUGACGCACGUCCACCUCGACCGCGCGCGCAUCGCGUCGCUGCUGGACGAAGCCGACGACGGCGUCGGGCCGAGUCGCGCGCUGCCGCUUCGCGCGGCGCCGUCGUUCGCGCUCGUCGCGUCGCUGCACUUGCAGCGGAACCGGCUGACAACAACGCGCGGGAUCGACGAUACACGCACGCCGGUCCUGCGUUUCUUGACCCUGGAAGGGAACGACCUGAUUGACCUCGACGGGCUCCGCACUCUGCGGCGCCUCAUGUUCUUGGACGUGUCGAACAACGCGCGCUUGGACGCGUCGGAGGCGGUGCUGCUCGCCACGCCGGCGUCGACGCGGUUUUUGAAGACGGCGGGGUGCGCUUCAUCUUCAUACACUGGUUCCCAUACGAUCCCGUUCGCGUGGUGGACGUCGAUCCUUAAGGACUUGACGUCUCCCCCGUCGUCGCGCUAUCACUCUUCAUUCACCCGCGCGUUCCUUUCGAUGACGUCGUGUCGAAACGCGGCGCGCGACGACGCGUCGACCCGCGCGGCGCUCGUCGCGACGUUGCCGUCGCUGCGGGAGCUGGACGACGUCGUCGUGAGCGCGCGCGAGCGGCGGGAAGCGAAGGCGACGUUCGGGGAGGAAGACAGCGACGACGCGGACGACGACGACGACGAAGACGCGGCGGCGGCGGACGACGACGACGGCGGCGACGUCGCGGCGGCGGCGGACCGACUCGGGCGACUGGCGGUCGGCGACGACGGCCGCGCCGCCGCCGCCGCCGCCGCCGCCGCCGUGCUCGCGCCCUCGGGGUCUUCUGCGACGGCGGCGUCGGAGGACGACGACGCGUCCGUCGAACGCCUGAGGGCGCUCGCGAGGACGCUCGCGGACCCCUCGCUGAGCGCCGUCGGCGCGAGGGACGCGGCGACGGCGGCGACGACGAUCGACGCGACGCGAGCGCUGCGCGCGGCGAAGGACUCGGCGUCCGCGCGCGGGCUGACGCGCGCGGACGAGACGAGGGACGGCGAGAUCGACGUGGACGCGAGGGUGAGGCAGGGCGCGCGGAGGCACGGGGCGUCGCUGCGAGAGGCGAACGCGCUGCGAGGGAGAGACUGA
Messenger RNA from Micromonas pusilla CCMP1545, 1344 nucleotides. RefSeq lists its product as uncharacterized. The transcript has 2 exons. Bases 1 to 1344 code for a protein of 447 amino acids. The record is from RefSeq and is a predicted model, not a curated record. Gene Ontology annotation, molecular function: protein binding. NCBI's taxonomy places the organism in Eukaryota, Viridiplantae, Chlorophyta, Mamiellophyceae, Mamiellales, Mamiellaceae.